AUGGAAGCUAAAUUGGUGAGGCAAGAUAGCAGCAAGCAGGUUGUUUCGAUUGAUGUUGAUUUAAACGGAAUAAUUCAACAUGAAGAUAGAGAUCAUUAUAAAAAAGAUAAGCUCUGCACAGUUUGUGCAACUCAGUUUGGAAGAAUUGGUAUUGUUCAUGCCAAAAAACAUUUUUGGUAAAUUCUAUACAGCAAAUUUUGCUAUCGUGGAGUAUGUGCAAAGUGCUCUAGUCAGCAGAUACAUCAUCCAGAAUAUAAAGAACCUAAGCGAAUCUGUAAUAAAUGCUUCCAAAAAGUUUUAAUUCACCCAUUUGGCUCGUGAACAAGUUUUUUUUGCUUACUUCCCCUCUUUAAAUUGGACAAAAAUCCUAUUCCAAUUUAAAGGGGGGUUAAUUUGUUUAAAAAAAAUAACUUUCUUGAUAAAAAAUUUUUAAAAAGUAAAAAAAUAUAAAUUAACAAUAUUUUUAAUUUUUUAUAUGAGGAAUUAAUUCAAAAAAUUAAUGGGUUCAAUGUGAAAACUGUUUAAAUAAUAUUCUACUUUCACUUUUUCCAUUAAAUAGGUGAAAUUAAUUUUAUAAAAUUUAUUUUUUACCUAUAAAAAUUGAAGAAAAAAAUCCAAUUAAAGUCCCAAAAAAUGGAAUUUAUCUAUGUUUUAUUCCAAUUUAAAAGGGGAGAGUUAUUAAAGGAGGUGAAUUUAACAAUCAAUAUUUGUAAAUUUUUAAUUUAUAAAUUGAUGCUUUAUAAUAAGAAGUCUAAAAUUUAAUAAAUUUAACUGGAGCCUUCAUCAUAAAUAUUAUUAUAUAUGUCGGAUUAUUUACAUAAAAUAUUUUUGCUUAUAACGAAGAUGGUUAAUUUUCCUAAAAAACGAAUUUUUUAAUUGCUUUACUCACUAGCUACGGAAAAGUAGCUAUUCAUUCCUCUACUUCAGCUCAAGAAGAAGUUAAAAGAGUGCUAGGAGAUAUGAGCUCAGCUGAAGAACAGUUAAGAAAUUUAAUCAUCGAAAAAGAAAAUGAAAAAGCAAACAGAGAAGAAUGGGAGCGAAAAGUCGCAGCAAAAUUAGAAGAAAGAGAAAAACUGACACAAUCUGAAGCAGAAUUAGAAGAGUUGAAAAAGCAGCUUGAAGACCUAAAUCUUCAAAAUUUGGAAUUAAAUAAAAGAAUUGUUGAAUUAGAAGGGGAAAAGAAAAAUCUACGUGAAAAAGAAAUUGAGCACGAAAAUGAAAAUUAUACAGAAGAAGAAUAUGAAAGGCUAAUAAAAACGAAGUUGGAUGAAAUUGAGACAGAAACAGUAGAAGGAAAUAGGCUUAAAAAGAUGAUUGAAGAGUACAGAUCAUUGCUUAAGCAGUGCAACUUUGAAGAUCUAGAUAAAGAAUAUGAUGAAGUCAAAGAAAAAAUUGAGAAAGAAAGUGAAGAAAUUAAAAAACUUGAAGAAUUGAUAUCAAAACAGAACACUAAGCGAGAAAAUUAA
Blepharisma stoltei is the source of this 1466-nucleotide messenger RNA. Lineage: Eukaryota; Ciliophora; Heterotrichea; Heterotrichida; Blepharismidae. The record is from the annotation of a GenBank genome assembly.